This is a messenger RNA of Anoplopoma fimbria (sablefish), 2203 nucleotides long. Its product is annotated as SEC14-like protein 2. Lineage: Eukaryota; Metazoa; Chordata; Actinopteri; Perciformes; Anoplopomatidae. The record is from RefSeq and is a predicted model, not a curated record. The transcript is spliced from 12 exons. The coding region runs from base 36 to 1271 and encodes 411 amino acids. Gene Ontology annotation, cellular component: cytoplasm.
GGUGCGUCGGUCUGCUGAUCUGAGUCUUCUUCAUCAUGAGUGGAAGAGUCGGAGACCUCAGUCCUAAGCAGGCUGAAGCCCUGCAGCAGUUUCGAGAGAGGAUACAAGACAUUCUUCCUCAACUUCCUGCACAGCAUGACCACUUCCUGUUACGCUGGCUCAGAGCCAGAAACUUCAACGUCCAGAAGUCGGAGGCCAUGGUACGAAAGCAUGUGGAGUUCAGGAAACAGAUGAAAGUAGACACAAUACUCACCGACUGGCAUCCACCAGAGGUGAUAGAGAAGUAUCUGUCAGGAGGGAUGUGUGGCUACGACCGCGAGGGCAGUCCCAUCUGGUACGAUGUCAUCGGGCCCGUGGAUCCUAAAGGCCUCUUCCUGUCCGCCUCCAAGCAAGACUUCAUCAAGUCCAAGAUCAGGGACUGUCAGGCCCUGCAGAGGGAAUGUUGCCUCCAGUCGCAGAGGCUUGAGAAGAACGUGGAGUCAAUCACUAUGAUCUACGACGUAGAAGGUCUGGGUCUGAAACACAUAUGGAAGCCUGCUAUAGAAACGUUUGGAGAGAUCCUCCAGAUGUUUGAAGAAAACUACCCAGAAGGCUUGAAAAGGUUGUUUGUCAUAAAAGCACCCAAACUCUUCCCCGUGGCCUUCAACCUCGUCAAGCACUUUCUGAGUGAGAACACGAGACAGAAGAUCAACAUCCUCGGGGCUAACUGGCAGGAAGUUUUACUGAAGUACAUCGAUGCAGAGGAGCUGCCGGUGAUAUACGGCGGAAAACUGACGGAUCCUGAUGGAGAUCCUCGCUGUCGGACCAAGAUAAACCACGUGGGCCCAGUUCCCCCGUCCUACUAUGUGCGGGACCACGUUAAGGUGGACUACGAGCAGUGUAUGACCGUCAGCCGGGGUUCAUCCCAACAGCUGGACUACGAGAUCCUGUUCCCAGGCUGCGUUCUCAGGUGGCAGUUUGCAACUGAGAGUGCAGACAUCGGUUUCGGGGUGUUUAUGAAGGCUAAAAAGGGCGAGUGGAAGAAAGCAUCCCAGAUGCAUGAAGUCGUGCUCAGCCAGCGUUACAACGCCCACUUAGUACCCGAGGACGGAUCACUGACCUGUGAGCAACCGGGAGUCUACGUCCUGAGAUUUGACAACACUUACAGCAUCUUCCAGGCCAAAAGAAUCAGCUUUUCCGUUGAGGUCCUGCUCCCGGACCGCCUACAGUCCCCACAGACCAACGGCGGGUCCAAAAACCACGAGCAAGCUGAGGGCAACGACCAAUCGUAACCAAGAAGGAGACAAAAUGUGCCACGUCCGUGUUGGCGGAUUUCACUAACGUUUAGCCGCCACUAAGCACAGCCUGAGAAACUUGAGUUGAACACAGGAACUGCGACAUGCUGCGAACACGCACAAAAGUAUUCAACCCAUGUUAAGAUCUGACUGUUUGACCUUUUAAUAAUAUUUAAUGAUGACCUAAUUCACGUUCUAUCCAUUUCUGAAAGGAAAAGAAGGGACACACAUAAUAUGACCAAAAGUGUGUUGUUAUUUUGGACAACAAAUCACGCAUGGGUGCAAUGGUUGGGUGUCCACAUACUUCUAGCUUCACAUUUCAUGUAUUCAGUUCUGUUGGACCACGUUAUUGUUGCUAGGAGACAAGAGAACCGUUUUUUUUUACCUCAAGAGCGUACCAUUGCAACAAUUAGAAGUUAGUUAUCUCUCCAAGAACAAGAGGCUCGCAGCUACGUUAGCCCCCACUAGCAUUACACAACGGUUUGUGGUCGAGAUGCAUUGUGGGUAAUGUCGUCUUCAGGUUUUGACAAGGAAGAAAAUUGCAAGGAACCAAAAAAACGUUAUCAGUCAAUGUUAUUGUAUUUCAGUGCGUAGUUUUUUUAAAUCCUCACUUGUGUGUUGACCAGUGUUAGUUUCACAUUAUGCUUCAGUUAGCCACCGAGUGAAUCAGGUCACUGCUACCAAAGCAAAGUAUGACGUGUAUAAUAGUAUAAAAGUUAUUAUUAAAAUGAAAAGGUAGUAUUUUAUUAUUAUUUUUCUUCAAACACAGAUAAACAUUCUCGCUAGAUGUUUAUUUUCCAUGACAGUCAGUAACGGUAUAAGCAUUUCAGUUCAUUUACAUACAAUUGUGUUUUGUUGCUAUUUUGAGACUUGAAGGAAAAAUGAAUCUAGAAAUUGUACCGCUUUCUGCCUUCGUGUUUUAUUAGAAU